AUGGCCAAUGCCACCGAGGACCGCCUGAAGGAACGCGUCCGACGUCUGGAGUUCAAGCUGGCAGAUGCGGAGUCCUGGAACGACAAGAUGAGUGAAGCAAUGCAGAAGCUCUUGCAGACGCAGGCCGGAUUGGAGCAGUCCGUGGAGUCUUUGGAGACGCAGUGUGCAGCGCUCCGGCAUCAGACCAGUGCAGCGGAAUCCUGUAAGGAUCAGCUUGAGCGAUGGCUGGAGAAGCAAAGGAUGGCCCAGGAGUCGACGAUCGAGCAGCUGCGAGCAGAGAAUGUGAAGUUGCAGAGGGAGAACGCCACGCUUGCGGAGCAAGCCCAGCUGCAACAGCAGCGUGCUGACAGGCUGCAUGAGGAGAAUGACCAACUUCGAGGCCAGGCAGGCUACCCAGAGAUGGUCCCCGAUGGGCUUGCGGCAGACUGCGAUGCCUGCAGUGACGUUUCUUCCUGGGUUUGUGUCCCGAGCAGUGACCGCAAUGUCUUUGCGGCUGGGACGAUGCUGAAGGCCAAGGUCGGACAGGCGUUUGAGUACCUGCAGGCCAAGGACCUACAGAAGGGAGCCCAGAUAUUGGCCUCUGACGACCAGUCUUUGCUGGAGGUGCUCGACACCCCAGAGGCGCAGAGAUCUGUGGAGCUCAUAGAGCUGUGGACGGAGGAUCGGAUGCUGCGCGUUGCGGGCCAGCAGCUGCUCCUGUCUGCGGCUGCGGGAGACCCACUGCAGGAGGAAGCCGCCUCAACUGCGCAAGCGUGUUUGGCCGAGACAUUGCAUCCAGGUGAUUGGAUCAAAGUGAACGGCCGCUUCUCUCGACUGACGCGCGUGGAGGUCCGAGCUCUCGAGGAGGUGUCUUGGAUGAGUCGUGCCUUUGUCAAGCUCCCUUUCUUCUUGAUGUGGUCGUAG
Messenger RNA from Symbiodinium sp. CCMP2456, 903 nucleotides. Lineage: Eukaryota; Dinophyceae; Suessiales; Symbiodiniaceae. The record is from the annotation of a GenBank genome assembly.